UGUCGGCCCGGAACAGAGGCCGAGGGCGCCUCUGCGGUAUAAAUGGCUGGCCACGGCAGCUACCGGGGGUGCGCCGCUGGGGUCCCCUGGCGGUGAGCGAAGUCUCUGCCUGCCUGCCUGCUUGCUUGCCGGUCGGCCGGCCAGUUCCUGCCCGCUGCACCGCAGAGGCGCUGCGGAAACGCCACCCGGGGCGGCUCCAUGGCCUUCAUUCGGAAAAGACGGCAGGCGGCACAGCAGCUCUACUCCAAGGAGAGGUUUUCCUUGCUGCUGCUGAAUCUGGAAGAAUACUAUUUUGAACAGCAUACAGCUAACUACCUUCUGAACAAGGAUGGCAAGGAAAGAAGGCAAAUCAGAGGGUCAUUAAAAAUCUGCUCAAAAUCAGUGAUAUUUGAACCUGAUGAGAUAAACUACCCCAUUAUUAAGAUACCAUUGAGAGACUGCAUUAAAAUAGAAGCACCAGAAGAUGAUGAAAGAAGUAAUUCCUUUAGGGGGUGUAGACCUGGGCAGAUUUCUAUUUUAUCCAAUCAGGCUUUUUUCACUAAAGAGCAAAACAUCAUUGCGCCUUUUAAAAUGGAAAGAGGUGAAAGCGAAUAUGUGUUUCAACUGGAUGUUGCUGGAAAGGUUGAAGAUGUUGUACAUACCCUUCACCAGCUGUACAGGGCAUCUCGCUUGGAGAAGUUGGGAGACCAGGCUGCUAUGAUAACUGCUAUACUGCAAUCACGCUUGGCCAGGGCACCAUUUGAUAAGAACCGAUUUCAGAAUGUUUCUGAAACGUUGCAUAUGGAAUGUAAAGCUGAAAUGGUUACUCCAUUGGUGACUAAUCCAGGACAUGUGUGCAUUACAGACGCAAACCUGUAUUUCCAACCCCUUAAUGGCUACCCUAAGCCUGUGGUUCAAGUGAUGCUGCAUAGUGUUAGACGCAUUUACAAAAGAAGACAUGGCCUAGUGCCUUUGGGUCUGGAAGUGUUUUGCACUGAAAAUGAUCUGUGUUCAGACAUCUAUUUGAAGUUCUAUGACACACAAGACCGAGAUAAUGCCUAUUUCCACGUGGCAACAUAUUUAGGUUUAUAUCACUGUUUGUUUUUACAAAUUGCAAUGGAGAACCAUGUUGCAGAACACACAGCAGAAAGUUACAUGUUACAGUGGCAACGGGGGCAUAUUUCAAACUACCAAUACCUUCUUCACCUCAAUAAUCUGGCUGAUCGGAGCUGCAAUGACCUGUCCCAGUAUCCUGUAUUUCCAUGGAUUUUAGCAGAUUACUCUAGCUCAGAAUUGGACUUGACAAAGCCUGAAACGUUUCGUGACCUCAGUAAGCCUAUAGGUGCAUUAAAUAAAGAGAGGCUGGACAGAUUAUUGGCACGGUAUCGAGAAAUGCCAGAACCAAAGUUUAUGUAUGGCAGCCAUUACUCCUCGCCGGGUUAUGUUCUGUUUUAUCUUGUCAGAGUUGCACCAGAAUACAUGCUUUGUUUGCAAAAUGGAAAAUUUGACCACCCUGACAGAAUGUUCAACAGUAUUGCAGAAACCUGGAAGAAUUGUUUAGAUGGGGCAACAGACUUCAAAGAGUUAAUUCCUGAAUUCUAUGAAAAUGAUCCCAGUUUCCUACUAAAUAGUCUAAAACUGGAUUUGGGGAAGACACAAGCAGGAAAGGUGGUUGACAAUGUAGAGCUGCCCCCUUGGGCCACAGAUGCUGCUGAUUUCCUCCAGAAGAGCCGAGAUGCUUUAGAAAGCCAGUAUGUGUCUGAACAUCUCAAUGAAUGGAUUGACUUAAUCUUUGGCUACAAGCAGAAGGGAAAUGAAGCUAUUACUGCUCAGAAUGUAUUUCAUCCAUUAACCUAUGAAGGAGGAGUGGAUUUAAACAGUAUUAUGGACCCAAAUGAGAGAGUGGCUUUGUUGACUCAGAUCUUAGAGUUCGGGCAGACUCCAAAACAGCUGUUUACUAUCCCUCACCCUCGGAGGAUAAUCCCAAAGGUCAGAAGGUUAUCUCAAGCAUCUAGUCGCAGCCUUUCUACCACUGAAUCUCCAGUUUCUCCAAGUGAAGAAUCUUUUGAAGAUCUAACAGAGGAAAGUAUCGUGCUUGCCUGGAACAACAUGGCCAGAUUAAAACAGCAUGAGAAACACAAGAUUCAUAAAGGGACAAUCACAGGAAUUGCUGUGCCUUCCAGUCCCAGCCUAUCUGCUGUGUUCACUACAUCUCAAGAUUCAACCUUGAAGAUGUUUUCUACAGCGUCAAAAAUGCUUCAAAGGAGUGUAUCUUUCUCAAACAUGGCCUUGUCAUCUUGUUUAAUCCCACCGGGUGAUACCACUGUUGUAUGUUCUUCCUGGGACAACAAUAUCUAUUUUUAUUCAAUAGCCUUUGGAAGGCAGCAGGACGUGUUAAUAGGUCAUGAUGAUGCUGUCAGUAAGAUCUGCUGGCACAACGAUUGUUUAUAUUCUGCAUCCUGGGAUUCAACUGUAAAGGUGUGGCGUUGCAUUCCUUCUGAAGUAUUGGGCAGCAAGAAACGUUUUGAAUUGCUUGCUGAAUUAGAACACGAUGUUAGCGUCAAUACAAUCAACUUAAAUGAUGCAUAUACGCUCCUUGCAUCAGGAACUAAAGAAGGGACCAUUAGUAUCUGGGAUGUUACUACUGCCUCUGUGUUGCAUCAACUUGCAUGCCAUUCAGGGACUGUCUCUGAUGCUGCUUUUAGUCCUGAUAGUCGACACCUACUAAGCACAGGAGAUGAUGGCUACUUCAAAGUUAUGGAUGUACAAACUGGAAUGAUUAUAUCUUCUGUGGCCACAGGACAACCCCAAAGAUGUUUCAAGUGGGAUGGCAAUACUGUUUUAUCAGGAAGUCAGUCAGGAGAAUUGCUUCUCUGGGAUAUAGUUGGAGGAAAAAUAAUAGAAAAAAUCUCAGGACAUGCAGGUGCUGUGACUUCUAUGUGGAUGAAUGAACAAUGUAGCAGCAUAAUCACUGGAGGAGAAGAUAAACAAAUCAUGUUUUGGAAACAGCAAUACUAAGUGCCUUCUUCCUAAAGAUCAGUAUUUAAAAUGUUUUAAUAUGAACUUUUUAAAAGGACCUUGUCCGCAUCUGAUGAAGCCUGCUGCAGUUUAGAUAAAGAGCUUUGGCUGCCCCUUUCUCCUGUUGUUUAGCUGUAAGCUCUAAAUAUUAGUGUCAAAACUGCAAUUUGUGCUUAUAUUUUGUUUACGGAUGCCAUUUCAGCUUGGAAUGCUUGCCUAAAUACUCAACUGAAAAUAAAGACUUAUUUUUAUGUAA
Pogona vitticeps (central bearded dragon) is the source of this 3253-nucleotide messenger RNA. The record is from RefSeq and is a predicted model, not a curated record. Lineage: Eukaryota; Metazoa; Chordata; Lepidosauria; Squamata; Agamidae.